AUGACUUCACUGACCCAAAAAGCAGACGACUAUCUCCGCUUUGCGCAGCAGCGGUACGAAACUAGUCGCCCAAGGUCGAAGGCCCAGCAUCAGCGCGCUACAUCGCACCUCCCGGGUGGAAAUACCCGAUCGGUGCUGCACGCAACGCCUUUCCCACUAUGCAUGCAAGCUGGCAAAGGUAAUCGAUUGGUUGAUGUGGACGGAUAUGAGUACAUCGACUGUAUGGGCGAUAUGACCGCCUGCCUCUAUGGCCAUUCCCACCCGGUGAUUAUGGAGACUGUGGAUUCGACCAUGAAAAGUAUUGGGAUGAACCUCGGUUCUUCAACUUCAGCAGAGGCUCAUUUCGCCGAAGCACUAUGCGACCGAUUCGCCUCCAUUGACCACAUUCGCUUCUGUACCUCGGGUACGGAAGCUAAUCUCUACGCUUUGAGCGUAGCACGGCAAUCCACCAACCGUACGAAAGUUAUUGUUUUUGAAGGUGCAUAUCACGGCGGUGUAUUGUCAUUUUCCCACGGCAUUGCGCCGAAUAAUGUGGACAAGGACGACUGGAUUCUUGGGCAAUACAAUGACAUCGAUGGGGCAGUGCAAUUGAUUACCGAAAACAAGGACAUUGCCGCCGCGGUUGUGGUUGAGGGGGUGCAAGGCGCUGGCGGGUGUAUACCGGGAUCUGCCGGUUUCCUCCAUGCUAUACAAGAUGCUGCAAGAGAGAAUGGCAUUAUCUUCAUACUUGACGAGGUCAUGACUUCGCGUUUGGCGCCGGGCGGACUACAAUCUAUCCUGCUGCAUCCGGACCACGGCACCCCCCUCAAACCAGAUUUGACCACUUUUGGGAAAUGGAUUGGCGGGGGCCUGAGUAUCGGUGCGUUCGGUGGGCGACGAGACCUGAUGUCGGUUUAUGAUCCGCGCACAUCGAUCAUCCACCAUUCCGGGACAUUCAAUAACAGCACACUUGCUAUGAACGUUGGGUGCAAGGGUCUGACCUCGGUGUACACCCCCGAAGCAUGUACUAGCCUGAACAACCUUGGCGACGAACUCCGCAGUGGCUUGCAGGAGCUAGCAAAGGGCACGAAAAUGGUUGUAACCGGGUUGGGUGCAGUGAUGAAUAUCCACUUUGUUCGGGCGAGCGGAUCGAGAGUCGUUGCGAGAACAAGCGAUCUAGAGGUCAACUCAGGCAGCGUAGAGGAAGCCCUGCGAGACCUCCUCUGGUUCUACCUGAUCGAGCGCGGGUUCUGGAUCGCUCGUCGGGGAAUGAUCAGCCUGAUCUUGGGAACUGGCGUAGAGGAGGUGGAGCAGUUGAAGGGUGUCGUUGGGGACUUCCUGGAAGACUUCCGGGAGCUUGUUUCUGCAUAG
Aspergillus nidulans FGSC A4 is the source of this 1350-nucleotide messenger RNA. RefSeq lists its product as uncharacterized. Bases 1 to 1350 code for a protein of 449 amino acids. The transcript has 2 exons. The record is from RefSeq and is a predicted model, not a curated record. Gene Ontology annotation, molecular function: pyridoxal phosphate binding. NCBI's taxonomy places the organism in Eukaryota, Fungi, Ascomycota, Eurotiomycetes, Eurotiales, Aspergillaceae.